GGCUUCCGGAGUCCCGCUGCGAAGAUGCUCAAAGUCACGGCGCCCUCCUGCUCUACCUCGUCCUGCUCUUCGGUCGCCGCCAGCGCGGCCCCCGGGGCCGGGAGCCUCGUCCCGGAUUACUGGAUCGACGGCUCCAACAGGGAUGCUCUGAGCGAUUUCUUCGAGGUGGAGUCGGAGCUGGGACGGGGUGCUACAUCCAUCGUGUACAGAUGCAAACAGAAGGGGACUCAGAAGCCUUUUGCUCUCAAAGUGUUAAAGAAAACAGUGGACAAAAAAAUCGUAAGAACUGAAAUAGGAGUUCUUCUUCGCCUCUCACAUCCAAACAUUAUAAAACUUAAAGAGAUAUUUGAAACCCCUACAGAAAUCAGUCUGGUCCUAGAACUCGUCACAGGAGGAGAACUGUUUGAUAGGAUUGUGGAGAAGGGAUACUAUAGUGAGCGAGAUGCUGCUGAUGCUGUUAAACAAAUCCUGGAGGCAGUGGCUUACCUACAUGAAAAUGGAAUUGUCCAUCGUGAUCUCAAGCCAGAGAAUCUUCUCUAUGCAACCCCAGCCCCAGAUGCACCGCUCAAAAUUGCUGACUUUGGACUCUCUAAAAUUGUGGAACAUCAAGUGCUCAUGAAGACGGUGUGUGGAACCCCAGGGUACUGCGCACCCGAAAUUCUCAGAGGCUGUGCGUAUGGACCUGAGGUGGACAUGUGGUCUGUAGGAAUAAUCACCUACAUCUUACUUUGUGGAUUUGAACCAUUCUAUGAUGAAAGAGGCGAUCAGUUCAUGUUCAGGAGAAUUCUGAAUUGUGAAUAUUACUUUAUCUCCCCCUGGUGGGAUGAAGUGUCUCUCAAUGCCAAGGACUUGGUCAGGAAAUUAAUUGUUUUGGAUCCUAAGAAAAGGUUGACGACCUUUCAAGCUCUCCAACACCCGUGGGUCACAGGGAAAGCAGCCAAUUUUGUACACAUGGACACGGCUCAAAAGAAGCUGCAAGAAUUCAAUGCUCGGCGCAAGCUGAAGGCAGCGGUGAAGGCUGUGGUGGCCUCUUCCCGGCUGGGAAGUGCCAGCAGCAGCCACGAGAGCCACAAGGCCAGCCGAGAACCGUCUCCAAUUCAGGACGACAGAAAGGUGGGCACAGCUCUUCCAGAGGGAGAGGAUGAGGCGGAGCUGAUGAAGGUGCAGACCUCCAAGGAGGUUAAAGAUGCAGAUGUCAGUGCUGAGAAGCCCCCCGAGAUGGCACAGGAUGAUGAGAUGAAGGUGGCUGGCGACGAAAUUAAGGAGGGCCUCCUGGAGGAGAAAUGGAAGACCUUGGAGGAAGCCACAGCCCCCAAAGAAGGGCAAGAACAGCCUGCUGUGGGAUUUGGGAUGCCGCAGCAAGAUGCGAUCCUGCCAGAGUACUAAGUCGCCUUCCUUCAGAUGUGGAAGCCAAGCCCCAGAAUUUUAUGGACUUUGUCCUUCAGCAAGGAAGGUGU
Messenger RNA from Otolemur garnettii (small-eared galago), 1457 nucleotides. It is a transcript of the gene CAMK4, whose product is annotated as calcium/calmodulin dependent protein kinase IV. Gene Ontology annotation, molecular function: calmodulin binding; calcium/calmodulin-dependent protein kinase activity; ATP binding. The record is from RefSeq and is a predicted model, not a curated record. Gene Ontology annotation, biological process: protein phosphorylation. The transcript is spliced from 11 exons. NCBI's taxonomy places the organism in Eukaryota, Metazoa, Chordata, Mammalia, Primates, Galagidae. Bases 25 to 1386 code for a protein of 453 amino acids.